AGAACUUUAGCUGUGGCCUUCUGGAUAGCACCAACAUUUCAUAAGAAAAAAGGCACUGAAGCAAACAAGCUAUUGCUCCUCAUCAUUUCCUGUGGGCAUGGAGUUUUGCUAGUAGAGCAGAAUGUAUGAAAAGUCAAGCUAUGAAAAUGCAAGAUAGCACUUACCAGGCACUUUCUGCUCAGAAGAAUCCUAGGAAAAAAAGUGGAUUAUUUGAGACUACAAGUGCAAGAAAGCUGCAGACUUCCUUUCCUCCUAUUCACUUCAGUCUCAGUACCCCCUCCAGAUCUAUGUACAAAAGCUGCAAGGAUCAUGUAUCAAACCUAGAUGUUUUCAGAGACAUCCGGGGGCAGAAAAUCAACCUACCUCAGGUGGAGAAGCCAUCGGAGAAAAUUUCAGCACCCAUCCUGUCUGUUACUGCUGUGGAUAAUCGUAAAGCAACAGGAGACCACAGCCGAUACCUCAGGGCUCGCUCAAACACUUUAGUAGUGCCUUUUCAUAGUACUAGAGAGAUUAAACUGGAAAACAAAUCCAGGUUAGAUUUGCCGUCUUCAAAGGUAGCAUCAGAAGGACUGUCAGCCAAGACACACAAAGUUCCAGAGUGUCCAAACUGCAAAAAGGAAAGGAGGAUCCAAAAUGAGUACGACAAGUUCAUUUUGCAGUCAAAGAGGGACAAGGAGGCCUUGCAGAAGACGAUUGUGAAGCUAGAAGCUGAGCUGAAAAGAUAUGAAGAGCAUCGUAAACCAGCUCAAGGACAAGAGAGUGAAGUAACCUGCUCUGUGGAAGAACAGCAGCACCUGAGAGGGGAAGCUUCUCUUCUUGAUGGUUUGGAAGGAAUGUGUAAAAAUGAACUAGCAUAUAUGAAAAGCAGAUCAGACAUGAACAAACUGGAAGAGGAGAGCAAAGGAAAGCAGCAACAAAUGGAUAGUUUGUUAGUUGAAAUGGAGGAGUUAAAAGCCCAGCUGCAAAGAAUUCAGAAUAAUGAGGAAAAACAAGCUCAGAUGACCAAAAUGAAGCAAAGCAAGUUGGUUCUUGAAAUGGAAGAGUUAAAGUCCCAACUUGAAAAAACAAAGGAGCGGGAAAGGCAAAAAGUAGCAGUUUUAGAAAAUGAGAAGGAUGCCUGUCUGAAGGAAAUAGCAGAAAUGAAAACUUGCAUUGAGAAGAUGGGCACAGAGAACAGUUUGCUUAUGGAGAAAAUGAAAGCCUUGGAAAAUAGGUCUUCCUGUUGUUGUUUGGCUUCCGUGGUUCAUGGCAAUGCAGAAAUACUAACAAUUUCUCACCACAGCACAUUUAGUGUUGAUGCAGAAAGCCCUCAUUGCUUCAAUAGUUGUGGUGAUGCAACUUGCAAUUCUGGGACACAAAGCGGUAAAUGUGUUGCUGGGACAAGCUCAGUGGAGGAUGAUGAAAUCGGAAUGAAAGAGAUGUAUAAACAGCUGAAGAGAGAACGUAAUCUUCUGCUUGAUGUCAUGCUACUUAUGUACACAAGACGAUGGUUUCUGGAAGAAGCAAUACCAUAUAUAAGAAGAACUCUUAGGAAAUGCGGCGUAAAUUCAGAAGAUAGAAACUGAAACUCAGAUCUCUUAUCCAGUCAAAACACAGGAUUUAAUGUAAUAGCUCACAGCCGGGUUUGUUCUUGCUUCAGAGUGUUUGUCUACACUGCAAUUAGACAAGCGUGGCUGGUCCAUGCCAGCUGACUCGGGCUCGUGGGGCUCAGGCAUAAGGGGCUGUUUAAUUGUGAUGGAGACAUUUGGGCUCUGGCUACAGCCUGAGCUCUGGGAUCCUUCCACCUUGCAGGGUUCUAGAGCCUGGGCCCCAGCCAAGUGUCUAUGCAGAAUUAAACAACCUCUUAGACCAAGGCAACUGGCACAAGCCAGCUGUGCAUGUCUAAUUGCAGCGUAAACAUACUCAGAGAUCAGUGGGAGCAUAAUUAAAUCCAG
This is a messenger RNA of Chelonoidis abingdonii (Abingdon island giant tortoise), 1934 nucleotides long. NCBI's taxonomy places the organism in Eukaryota, Metazoa, Chordata, Testudines, Testudinidae. The record is from RefSeq and is a predicted model, not a curated record.